GCGACCGCCGGCCGGGCGCUGGGUUCUUAUUCGUACGGCCGUUUCCCCCGGGUCGGGCCCCGCUGUCCGCGUUCCACCGAGCGCCAGGCCCCCGGGGGGAGGGAGGUGGGGGUGGGAGGCAGGCGCGGGGCCGGUGGGCGUCAGCGGCGCACUGGGCACUCACGGAACCCUGUGACCCGCCGAGCCUGGAGCCGGGCCGGGGCGGGGAAGCGGGCUCCAGCCCGGAGCAAACUUCCCAGCCGGCCGUGGGGUGGCGGGGGCCCAGUCCGGAGCCGGAGCAGGGGGCGGCCGCGGGCCCUCCCGUCUCGGCCCCCGUGUCUCCCGGCACCAUGCUGUCCAAUUCUCAAGGCCAGACGCCGCCAGUGUUGUUCCCCAGCCCGCCGCCGCCGCCGCCGCCGCAGCCCCCCGCCCCGGCCCAGCCGCCGCAGCCCCCGCAGCAAUUCCCUCAGUUCCAUGUCAAGUCGAGCCUGCAGAUCAAGAAGAACGCCAUCAUCGACGACUACAAGGUCACCACGCAGGUCCUGGGGCUGGGCAUCAACGGGAAAGUUUUGCAGAUCUUCAACAAGAGGACUCAGGAGAAAUUCGCCCUAAAAAUGCUUCAGGACUGCCCCAAGGCCCGUCGCGAGGUGGAAUUGCACUGGCGGGCUUCCCAGUGUCCACACAUUGUGCGGAUUGUGGAUGUCUAUGAGAAUCUAUAUGCUGGCAGGAAGUGCCUGCUGAUUGUCAUGGAGUGUUUGGAUGGUGGAGAACUCUUUAGCCGAAUCCAGGACCGAGGAGACCAAGCAUUCACAGAAAGAGAAGCAUCAGAAAUCAUGAAGAGUAUUGGUGAGGCCAUCCAGUAUCUGCAUUCAAUCAACAUAGCUCAUCGGGAUGUCAAGCCUGAGAAUCUCUUAUACACCUCUAAAAGGCCCAAUGCCAUUCUGAAACUCACUGAUUUUGGCUUUGCCAAGGAAACCACCAGCCACAACUCUUUGACCACUCCUUGCUAUACACCAUACUAUGUGGCUCCAGAAGUGUUGGGCCCGGAGAAGUAUGAUAAGUCCUGUGACAUGUGGUCCUUGGGUGUUAUCAUGUAUAUCUUACUAUGUGGGUAUCCCCCUUUCUAUUCCAACCAUGGCCUCGCCAUCUCUCCGGGCAUGAAGACUCGCAUCAGAAUGGGCCAGUAUGAGUUUCCCAACCCGGAAUGGUCAGAAGUAUCCGAAGAAGUGAAAAUGCUCAUCCGGAACCUGCUGAAAACAGAGCCCACUCAAAGGAUGACCAUCACAGAGUUUAUGAACCACCCCUGGAUCAUGCAAUCAAUGAAGGUCCCUCAAACCCCACUGCACACCAGUCGGGUCCUGAAGGAGGACAAGGAGCGGUGGGAAGAUGUCAAGGAGGAGAUGACCAGUGCCUUGGCCACAAUGCGUGUUGACUACGAGCAGAUCAAGAUAAAAAAGAUUGAAGAUGCAUCUAACCCUUUGCUUCUGAAGAGACGGAAGAAAGCUCGGGCCCUGGAGGCUGCAGCUCUUGCUCACUGAAGUGCUGCACCUGUCCUGCCCCACUAGGGGAUAAGCAAUAACUCAACCUGAACCUAUUUUUUAAAUGAAGAGACACAGAACUGUCCAUUUCUGCCUUCCCUCUUCCUCAGCUGCAUGGAACGUGGAACCUUAUCAAAGGCUGAAUUCUGUCUUUGGUUCUGGCCACCCCAGAGAGGGAGCAGCUGGGAGGUUGGGAGAAUAUGAAGAGAAAGGAGCAAGAUGCUCUUAAAUCUGUGCUCAUUUUACAAUUUUAUCUGUAAUUUGACUUAGAAUUUUUAUGAAACUUCUUUAAUGUUC
Molecule: messenger RNA, 1814 nt
Organism: Erinaceus europaeus (western European hedgehog)
Lineage: Eukaryota; Metazoa; Chordata; Mammalia; Eulipotyphla; Erinaceidae
Gene: MAPKAPK2
Product: MAPK activated protein kinase 2
Exons: 10
Coding region: 330-1517 (395 amino acids)
Biological process (GO): peptidyl-serine phosphorylation; cellular response to vascular endothelial growth factor stimulus; intracellular signal transduction
Cellular component (GO): cytoplasm; nucleus
Molecular function (GO): calcium/calmodulin-dependent protein kinase activity; ATP binding; calcium-dependent protein serine/threonine kinase activity
Source: RefSeq, a predicted model, not a curated record